AGUAGUUUACUACUCACUCUUUGACAGCCAGUGAGUAAUAUAUGUACUGGUAGUACCAAUAUCAAUUAGUGAUCCUUCAAAACUUCCGAUAAUUUAAACCUUUAUUUAACAUCAAAGUUAAAGUUUGUUAUAUCACAGGCGAAAGUUUUAUGUACAUUUUACACGUUGGAUUUAUGGGAUUGUUAUAACCAAUCAAAAGUGUCCGUUUCAAGACGAUCAAAGUGGAUUAGUUAGAACCUUUGUCGUUGUUCAGCAUUAUUUGUCUUAAGGACUUGAAUAACUGAAAAAAUAUAGUAUUUGACUAUUUAUUCAAAGAAAUAUAUAGAUAGGACAUUAGUGAUAUAUACAUAAGUAAUAUACUGCAUAGACACAUUUUUGAAAUAUACCGUUUUCCAAAUUGAGGAUUGCAGCCUAUUAGUGAAAAGGAUUUUUAGAUUUUAUUUAAAUAAGCGUAUGUGAUAUACUGGAAACAUGUCUUGAUUAAAUGACUUAAAGAACAAAAAUGUGAAUAUUUAUGAAAACAAUAACUUAAUGUGCUCGUGUGAAUGGAAAAAUGAGGCCAAAACUACAAGACUUCCAGAGAAUUCUUUUUUUCUUUAUUUUUCUAAUAAAAACAGUCCAACCGUCUUGGUGGUACCUAGGACUGAUCAGCUCUUCGCAAACAGAUUUACCGAGUGAACCACAGAAUGCAGAAGAUGUUGAUUGUUCAAACUUUAAGUUCUUAGCACCCAGACAGAAAGAACUAUGUAGUAAAGAAGCACAGUUACAUAAAGUCAUUGGUGAAGGCGCAAAAAGAGGCAUUGCCGAAUGUCAAAACCAGUUCUCAAAUAGAAGAUGGAACUGUUCCACGUUUAAUACAACUGAUGUUUUCGGGAAAGUUUUACAAUUAAAGACAAGAGAAACGGCAUAUAUAUAUGCAAUCCAGUCAGCUGGUAUCAUGUAUGCUGUAACUAGGGCAUGUGCAAGAGGAGAUUUAGAAAGAUGUGGAUGUGAUACAAAAGUGCGACAAAAAGACACAGAUGGACAGUUUGAAUGGGGAGGUUGUUCAGAAAACACAAGAUAUGGUGGUAAAUUUUCUAAAGAAUUUGUAGACACCAAUGAACACAGAACAUCAGAAGAUGGACUAAUGAAUUUGUGGAACAAUGAAGCUGGUCGAAAGGCCACUAAAUCACAGAUGGAUCUACUAUGUAAAUGCCAUGGAGUGUCCGGAUCAUGUAGUGUAAAAAUUUGUUGGAAAAAAUUGAAAAACUUUCAAGCUAUUGGAAAAGCACUGAAAGACAAAUUUGACGGUGCAAGCUUAGUCCGUUUUAUUAAAAAUAAAAGAAAACUAAAACGAAUUAAUAGAGAUAUGAAAAAACCUACGAAAAAAGACUUAGUUUAUCUUCACGAAUCUCCAGACUUUUGUAACCAGAACCCUAAUUAUGGGUCAUUAGGCACACAAGGACGAAAGUGUAAUAAAACAAGUUUCGGACUUGAUGGAUGUACCCUAAUGUGCUGUGGAAGAGGGUAUUAUACCAUCAUUAAAGAAAUCAAAGAAGAUUGUGACUGUAAAUUCGUUUGGUGUUGUCGAGUUGACUGUAAACGAUGCACGCAAGUUGUGGAAGAGAAUUAUUGCAAUUAGAUAAGAUAAAAUGUGUAUAACGUCAGUAGAACUGCAGUCAUAAAUACACCAGCGAAUUUAUUUGUGCUAUACAUGUUUAUGAAAUUGCUGAUAUUUGUGAAAAUGAAGCCAUAUAUAAAUAUGUAAAUACAGUCAUAUGAAUUCAACAUAAUAUAUUAAAACGGGUACCGAUUUUUUCUAAGCGCAUUGAUGUUUUUUUCAUGAUGAACGAUUUGGUUAUUAUACUGGAUAUUCAGUGCACUGUUUAUAUACACUCUUUGUUACAUAUACAAAUUCGUCAUAAUCUCUGUAAUACAGAAGGAGGACGUCGUUUCGUCUACACUUUUUUUGUCCUAUGUGUAAAAUCAAUUGCUGGUGUUUUUUCCUGCUAAGAUGUAUAUAACGCUGCAAAAUAUAUACUGUGUAAAGCUGCUGCCACCAGCAAUGGCCAAUUCUAAAACAAUAGUUUAACUUUACACAUAAUUUUUACGUUAACACGUGUAUGUAAUUUUAAUUUUAAGGUUUGUUUCACAUCUUUAUAAUGAGAACAAUAUAUUACAUGUUUUUUUUUUAUUCUUUAUGCGGUCACUUCGUUAUAUUUUUCUUCAAGCCACAUUGUUAUUUGCGGUACAAUAUAUAUGCAAAUGUCUGGUGUUAUAUUAAAAAUGCAAAACACAAUUGUAUUAUCAAAUUUGUGAUUUUUUGCAUAAACUAUAAAAGUAAAAAAAACUGCAUAACAUUAUAUUACACAUAUUUGCUCAUUUUUUCUUUCAUUGUUUUAAUUUAAUAAACUAUAUUAAUGUU
This is a messenger RNA of Mytilus californianus (California mussel), 2404 nucleotides long. RefSeq names its product protein Wnt-4-like. Gene Ontology annotation, biological process: multicellular organism development; canonical Wnt signaling pathway; neuron differentiation. The record is from RefSeq and is a predicted model, not a curated record. NCBI's taxonomy places the organism in Eukaryota, Metazoa, Mollusca, Bivalvia, Mytilida, Mytilidae. The transcript is spliced from 4 exons. Gene Ontology annotation, cellular component: extracellular region. Gene Ontology annotation, molecular function: cytokine activity; frizzled binding. Bases 554 to 1621 code for a protein of 355 amino acids.